Penicillium cataractarum is the source of this 1980-nucleotide messenger RNA. RefSeq names its product putative phenol monooxygenase. Gene Ontology annotation, molecular function: FAD binding. The transcript is spliced from 5 exons. The record is from RefSeq and is a predicted model, not a curated record. The coding region runs from base 1 to 1980 and encodes 659 amino acids. Lineage: Eukaryota; Fungi; Ascomycota; Eurotiomycetes; Eurotiales; Aspergillaceae.
AUGCCCGUUUUCACCGAAUAUGCCGCCGCGUCGCGCGAGCUACGCGUCCUUCCUUCUUUCGCACCCCCACUACCACGUCUCACACCGAAACCACAGUCAGAUGGCAAGAACGAGAGAUAUGAGGUGGUUAUCGUCGGGGCUGGCCCGGCAGGACUCAUGCUUGAGCUCUUACUCGCACGAUAUGGACUGAGCGACGAGUCAUUGCUGUGUGUAGACGCCAAGCCGACCACACUCAAGUCAGGCCAGGCCGAUGGCCUUCAACCCCGGACUCUGGAGACAUUGAAGUCGCUGGGAUUGGCAGAUGAGAUUCUCACCGAGGGUUGUCAGAUGUGGCAGGUCGCAUUCUGGAACCCCUCGAACGACAAGGACAAGAUCAUCGAGCGCACUUCAAUCGUCCAAGACGUCGCCGUACCUGCCCGAUUCCCCCACGAAGUCACCAUUCACCAAGGUCGCAUUGAGCGAAUUCUAGAAACAGAUCUGCUUCGCUACUCGAAACGCGGCGUGCAACGAAAUACCAAACUGAUCGAUGUGAAGAUCGACGAGGAGGGGGAUGCAGAGUUCCCCGUGGUUGCCGAGAUAGAAACCGAGGGCCAACGUCGAACCGUGCGAACAAAAUACUUGGUGGGAGCUGAUGGCGCUCACUCCGUCGUGAGACGCUCCAUGGGACUCAAAUUGAGGGGUGAAUCCCUGGAUCACAUCUGGGGCGUCGUCGACUUGAUCGUUGACACGGACUUCCCCGAUAUCCGUCGUCGCUGCGCUAUUCACUCGCUCGCUGGCUCGGUCAUGGUGAUUCCUCGCGAGCGCAUUGCCACUGGUGACUAUUUGACGCGGUUGUAUGUGCAAGUACCAGGCGAUGUCAAGCCAGACAGUGAUCAACAAACGACGGAUAGCUCCACUGCUGCCCCGACGGCCGAUGCAAGAGCUCGUCGCAGCCAGGUUACAGAAAAGACCAUAUUUGACAACGCGGCCGCAGCGUUCAAGCCUUACUAUAUCCGUCCGAAGACAGAUGGUGCUGUGGAUUGGUGGGCAGCUUACCAGAUUGGCCAACGAGUUACGGACAAAUUCUCUGUCAAGGAUUCAAAGGGCGUGAGCCGAGUUUUCAUUGCCGGCGAUGCCUGUCACACGCAUAGCCCCAAGGCUGGCCAAGGCAUGAAUGUAUCAAUGAUGGACUCUUAUAAUUUGGCCUGGAAGUUAGCUUAUUGCAUCCACGGGUUGACUCCAGAGAGCGCUCUCGCCCAGCCUGACCCGAUUCUUGACACAUACCACACAGAACGCCACACUAUUGCACAGGAAUUAAUUGAGUUUGACCGUGCAUUCUCGUCAAUGUUCUCCGGAAAGAUCGGCGCCUCUGAAGAUGGAGUUGAAGGCUUGACACAUGAGGAGUUCCUUGAGGUGUUCAGUCGAGGAAACGGGUUCACAAGCGGCUGUGGAAUUGAAUAUCCUGAGAAUAUGGCUGUGGAUAGGACCCUGGACGGCGAGAAGAAUCCAGUCAGCGGCAUCGAUUAUCUCUCUGGAAUUCUGCGACCGGGACGGAGACUGUUGAAUGUGCGUCUCAUUCGACAUGCAGAUGGCUAUCGCCGUGAUCUUCAAGACGAUUUUGCAUCCACUGGUCGAUUCCGCGUCUUAUGCCUCACAUCGUCAGACCUCCUAGACCAACAAGGAACCUCAUAUAGGACGUUGACGGCACUGGGCGCGGUUAUUUCCCAGUUCCCGCAGUCUGUUCUAGAGCAGGUCGUCAUCCAUCCUCGCCUGUCGAGGGAGUUCAUGUGGAAUGAUAUCCCACACGAGGUGAAACAAUACUCGGAAAUGUCGUUCUACAGCGGGUAUGAGAUGGAUGAUGUCUAUGGCAUUUACGGUGUUGACCCAAGCAAGGGAGCGCUUGCUGUCGUCAGACCUGAUGGAUAUGUUGGAGUUCUCGCUGAGCUGGGCGAUGUAAAGCGCAUAGACGAUUACUUGGGCAGAAUGAUUCGUCGAAACUAG